This is a messenger RNA of Drosophila takahashii, 8491 nucleotides long. Its product is annotated as microtubule-associated protein futsch. Gene Ontology annotation, cellular component: RSF complex; chromatin. Gene Ontology annotation, biological process: negative regulation of DNA-templated transcription. NCBI's taxonomy places the organism in Eukaryota, Metazoa, Arthropoda, Insecta, Diptera, Drosophilidae. Gene Ontology annotation, molecular function: histone binding. The record is from RefSeq and is a predicted model, not a curated record.
AACCUGCAGUAUUUUCGGGCAACGCAAAAACGGGCACACCUAAACUCGCAAUAGAAAAAAAAUAAAGGCUUUUCUUUUGCUUUAAAAUCGGAUUUUCGCCUGUAAAAGCGCUGUUUCGCGGCCAGAAAUAUGCACACUCGACGCCUCGCAGUGCCGUGCAACCAGAGUGCUUGAACUUGGGGCAAAUGCCUCGUGCUUUCAGUGCCUAUUGUGCGGUUUUGCCAGUGUAGUAUACAACCCACGAAAAUUUUCACCCGUUCUCGGGACGCAUGAAAAAUGGCGGCGUCCUCAGCUGCUGCCGCUGCUGCUGCGGCGACCACCAAUCCCAAUCCCAAUCCGAUCCCCAUUCCGGCGGAGGCGAUAUCGGAGGAGUGCAAGGAUGAUGACGCCCUCACCUCCACGCUGCACACGUGCGCCAACGAUCCGGACUUUGCGGUCAUUUGCGCCUUCCUGCAGAAGUUUGCCAAGGAUUUGGGCCUCAAUUUGCCGAAUUUCAAGCAACUGCAGGAGUGGCUAACAAACAACAACGAAGUUCCCGAAUUGAGGGACCUGCACAUAAAGCUGCUGCGGAAAACCCGUAAGACGGUCCACGAGAAGAGCUGGGAGUCGGCGCUCAGCAAGUUCUGCUUCGGCUAUUCGGUGCAAGAUGCCUGGGAAGUCGAGCGAUUCGGGUAUAAGAACUCCAGCCUUAAAGUCAAGCUACGAAUAUUUCGGGAACUCCUCGAAAGUCAGUUCGAGCGCAAUGCCAAGUUUCGCUCCCACAUCCUCACUUUAAAUGCCGACACCCUACGCUCAGAGCCGAUUGGGCGGGAUCGGUUGGGCCACGCCUACUGGCUGACCCAGGAUGCAGACUGCAAUCUGCGUAUCUAUCAGGAACAUCUGGACGAGGAGAUCUGGCAAGUGGUGGCCACCAAUCGGGAAGAAUUCGUCAAUCUCAUUGCAAGACUGCGUGGAAAUGAAGUGGUGCUGCCCUCGAAGGACAUCGGCGAGGCGGACGAGGAUACCAGCAGCAGCAACAGUUGUCCCGCCAAGCCGCCGCCUCCAGAGGAAAGAGAAGAGGAGGAUGAGGAGGGCGAGGAAGAUGAGGAGGAGCCCGUGAAAACGGUCCCUAAUCUGAAGAUUAAAUUGCGCUCUCCCGAGCAAGAGGAACAAAAGUCCAAAAGGGUCAAGCCACUGCUCAUCAGUCAGACCAAGCUGGGUGGUAGCGCCUCGCCGGCCCCAGCCAAAAAGCGGUCCAUCGAGGACGUAGACAGCAGUCCCACUGCUUCCCAGGAGGAGCAGCAGAAGAAGCACAGACCCACAUUGCUGGAUACCAAGCGCAUUAAGAAGCCCAGUCGCUACGAGAGCACCAAGGACGAAAACGAAGGAGAGUCUGGAGAAGAAGGGGGGGAGGAGGAAGAAGAAGAGGACGAGGAUGAUUCUGACUUAGACGAGGGCGAGGAGGAAGAGGACAUAGACAGUGCAGCAGCGGAUAUCGAGGAAGAUGACGAUGAAGAAGAAGUUGGCGAGGCAAUCGAGGAUCCAACGAUAGUGGUGCGGGGCCAAGGAUCAGGACAAGACAAUGAGACAAUACCCCUUAAUUUUAUGAGCGAUUAUCUGGGCAACUUUGACUACGAAGAGGACCUGCAGCUCAGUGAAGCCAUUGAAGAUCCAGUGCUCAAUGUUAUAGGCUUCGGAUGGGGAGCCGAUUGUCUCGUGGGCAAUGGAAACAAUGGCAAUAACGAAGCUCCCGUGGAGGAGACAACUGCGGCGGCGACCUCGGAGCCAAAGGCCACCUUCUUUUUCGGCGAGCCGGGUUGCCUUAAGCUUAGUCCCAUGAAGCAAACACCAAAGCCGGAGACGAAACGCAGCAUUUUCGACACCCUGAGCGAGGAGCAAACAAAUGGAGAGGGCGAAAAGUGCAGGGAGAGCACUCCGCCCAGAAACGGCAGUGCACUGAAGGAAACUCCAGCAGAUGGUGAAGCUGCAGCAUCUUCAGCUGCAAACGAAGAGCCUAAAAAAAUCGCAGAGGCUGAGAAAACUGAAAUCUCAAAGGAACAAAUCAAAGAUAAGGAAAUCGAGGAAGUAGCUGAACGGGACAUGCAGGAAUUCAAAGUAAACGUGAUUGAAACGAAUGAAAAAAUCUCCAAAGGUAUUACAAAAACUGAGACAUUAGAAAAAGCAGUGCCAAGUCAGAAAGGAGAACUUUCAGUCUUACAAAACCACUCAGACAACGUUGAACAAUCCUCAUUUAAGAACAAAGAUUUAUGUGAAAUUUUAGAAACAGAAGACAAUGUCAAGAAACGUUUGGAAGAAGCAGGCAUCAAGGAAAAUGGUCCAACUAAAAUAGAAGAUGAUAAACCAUCGGUAGCUGAUAAGCAGAAUUCGAAUAAAGAUAUCAAAACGCUUAGUAAAUGCAAUGACAAACCUUCAAGUGAAGCAGAGACACCUAAAACUAACCAAAAUAAUACGAGAACAAAAACUGAACCGGAAACGGUAACACCCGCUAAAGAACCAACGACAAGCGAAGUAGAAAUAAAACCUACUACAGACCCCAAUAAAUCAAAAUCUAUAAUUGAGCCACCUGUAGAAAAAAUCGAUGAUAAAAGCCUUGUGAAAGAAAGCAAAGUUAGCCCAGAAAAGGCUAAAGAAACUGUUGAAAGUGAGCCAGAAUCGCAUCCUUUGGACAAUAAACCCUCCACUUCACCGGAGGAUAAGUUAAAAUCAAGUAGCGAGGCAAUCACAACCUGUAACGAGACUCUUAAAGCCGAAAAUGCAUCCCCUGCUGAAAAUAAGUUAGAGGAAAAAGUACAAAAGGAAGGAAACGAGAAAUCAUUGAAGGAGGGGGAUGUUAAAAACAAAACCGACGCAGUUCCUAAGCCAUCAUCUACCCUAUUAAAUCGAAAGAGACGCCUUAAUGAUGCCCAACCCGCUUUCAGGAACUCCACGUCGGAAAGCGAAGUGCAGGAGGAUGAGCCGCAGGAUGAAGAUCCCACCACAGAUGAUCUUGAUGUGGGAGGCAAGCGCAUUAAGAUGAGACCCAAGACCUCCAACGUGGAGGCCAGACGAAAGGUAGAGGCUCAGAAGACGCAGAUCGAGGAAACUACGUCGUCCAGUGGAGAGGAAGAUCCACGCAGUCGUCGCAAGAUAAUCACGCCGCAGACUAAACAAAAACCAACUCUGGAGGAGAUUAUUGAAAAGAAGCUGAAGAAAACGACAGAAAAGGAAUUGCCUGAAGCAGAGGAGAAAGAGCAAGCAGGUGAAAAGAUCACAGAGAAACCACAGACUGCUAGAGAAGCUACACCUCCUAGCAGCUCCUUCAGCCCGCCAAAAAAGUCACCAAUUACCAAGCCGCUAAAGAAAAAUCUCCUUACCCAAUUGCGGCAGGAGGAAAGCGAAGAAGAGGCUAUUCCCAGAAAGCGGACGAAUAGUGAGACCAUCCUGCCUGCUGUAUCAGUUCCCAGUGGUCCUCUCGCUCCACCGGAGGAGCGUCAUCGCAAGCGUCGCAGCAGUGAAGAUGCCAAGGAGUGCUUCUCCAAGGAAUCCUCGCCCAGUGAACCGCCGCCCUCCGCCGUCAGCGAGAAGCUAAAGCGCAACAACGAGCAGGACAUCGAGGAGGAGGUCGAGGAUCCAAUAAAAGAUUCUUCGCCUCUUGUCAAAAGUCAAUCGCCUCCACCGGAUAACUCUGCCCGUCGUUCUGGUCGUCGAGGUGGAGCCGCUGUUGUUCACUCCGAGCUUCCUCAGCCCAAAAGAACGCGCGGUGGAGGCAGAGAUAAAAUCCCGACAGAGGUAAAAGCGGAGGAGGUGAAGGAGGAAUCUGAUGAUGAUGAUGACGAAGAAGUUACCAACGUAACAGCCAAACUAAAAUCGGAAAAUAUCAAGGAGGAUCCCGUUAAAGAAACCCCAUCAAAAGAGACGACUCCCGAAAAGGAAGACAUCAAGGAGAAAAGCAAGGAGGAGCCCAAGCCAAAGGUUGGCCGGGGACGUGGGCCGCGCAAGAAGCGCGAUGUGGACACCACCAAUAUCAUUGAGACCAAUGACUCGGAGACGCCAGUACGGCAAUCUCGGCGUAUUGCCCAGCAGAAGAUCAAAGAGGAGGCGGAGCGACGGAAGCAGGAGGAGGUGGCACUGCGCAGCAUGAAGCAGGAGCUCAAGAAGAAGAAGAAGGCCGAGAAGGAGGCAGAUCCCACAGUUCUGGAGCCCUCUGGCGAGGAAUCCGAGUCGGAGGCCAGCGAGGCGGAGGAGGAGGCACGCAGUAAAAAGAAGAAAAAGCUUCCUGGCAAGGAUGGGUGGUCUUCCGAUUCAGAGGAGCAGCCGGAGAGUGAGGAGGAGGAAGAGGAGCCACCACACUAUGAAACGGAUCCUGGCUCACCGCUCUUUCGCUCUGACCACGAAUUCUCGCCCGAAUCCGAGCUGGAGGAUGAAUCCCAGGUGGUGCCCAUGAAGCGGGCGCGCACAGUACGAAAGGAGAACGCCGAAGACCAGGAGGAGGAGGAUGCGGAGGAGGCGUGCCAAAAGUGCGGCAAGUCUGACCAUCCCGAGUGGAUUUUGCUCUGCGACACUCCCGCCUGCAACAAAGGCUACCAUUGCUCCUGCCUCUCGCCAGUGCUCUUCUACAUCCCGGAAGGCGACUGGCACUGUCCGCCCUGCCAGCAGGAGCAGCUCAUAGUCGCUCUAGAGCGCCAGCUGCUGCAGUUUGAUACGCUGGUGGCCCAGAAGCAACAGGAACGCAUUCUGGCCGAAGAGCGGGCCGAACUAGAGCGACAGGCGGCCACACUGGCGGCAAAGGACGAAAGCUUCAAGAGGGAGAAGGAAGAGGACGAUGAAGACGACGACGAGAAGGAUGACGAGGCGAUCAGCAAGGCGGACAAGGUGAAGAGGCGACGCGGCGAUGGACGCAGUAACAGGCGCGCUGCCAAGCGGGGCACCAGACGUCGCCGUGGCAACGAUUCCGACUCCAGCAAUGGCAAAUCUGCAGGCAGUGGCUCCAAAUCGGGCUCUGGUUCGGGAUCCGGUUCGAGUAGCAGCAACAGCAGCAGCUUCUCGGACUCGGAUGAUGAACCCAUCUACAAGUUGCGCAAGCGUCGGCAGAUCAAUGUAAGCUAUCGGCUCAACGAGUACGAUGAUCUCAUCAAUUCGGCCUUAAAGAAGGAGAUGGAUGAGGUGGCGGGCGCAGGGAAUCUGGGUCGCGGCAAGGACAUCUCCACCAUUAUUGAGGCGGACAAGGAGAAGGCACGACAAGAAGACGAUCCGCCUGCCGAGGGAGAGGCGCCUGAAAAGAAAAUCGACGCGAAAGAGGAACCGAAGACGAAAACCAGCGGCAGCAGCCAGUCAUCAUCGGAGGAUGAGAUUCCCCUGAAGCGCAGCAACAAGUUCAAGCAACCCCCGGCCAAGAAAAAGCCCCGCAAACUGACCACUUUGGAUGUGAGCAGCGAGGAAGAUCAUGGCAGCGAUGAGGAUUUCAAGACAUCCAGUUAUUCCGAUGAGGACACCUCACAGUCCGGAUCCGGAGACUCCGACUCAAGUUUGGAGGUGUACCGGCGACCUGGUCGAGGGAAAAAGCAGAGGAAGGCUGCCAGGAGAGCGGCGCGUGAGAGGCGCAAAGAUCGAAAAUUUGUGGUCGAGGAGAGCGACGAAAGUGAGGAGGAGGAUCAGAAGCGAAGGGCUACCAAGCCCAAGAAGAAAAAGAAGGAGGAUUCGGACUACACGGAAACCGAAACCGAAGACGAUGACAACGAGUUGUCCGAGAACGUGGACAGUGCCGAUUUGUGUGACGACACAACUUCCGAGAGCGAGGAUGGCAAUUGGAAGCCUUCAUCCAAAAAGAAAAAGGCGGCGGCCGCUAAGAAAUCGAGUUCGUCGGCCGGCAUUGCCAGAAAGUCACCCAAGCUGAAGAAGCCUGCCGCCCAGUCGGCGAAAAAGGUGAAGCGACUGGAGUACUCCGAUGAUGACAUCAGCGAGAGCGAUCUGGGCGAGGAGGAGGAUGAGGACGAGGAGGACGGCGACGGGGCGCCCUUGUCAGGCAAAGGUUCUGGCAAGCAGCCACGUUCCCAGCCGCUAAAAUCGAGCGGAUCCGCAUCGCAGGCAGGCAAGGGGAAAGGAAAGGGAAAGGCCAAGAAAAAGAAGUCUGUAUCCUCAGAGGAAGACGAAGGUGCCGCAUCGGAUGAUCGCACUCGCACCCGUGGACGCCGGUACGCCUACAUCGAGGAUGACGACGACAGCUCCGAUGGCGGCAUUAAACCCGGCGUCCAUCGGCCCGACACACCACCCGAGGAGCGUCAGAAGUUCAUCCAGCGACAGGAGGAGAUCAAGCGUAUGCUGGCCGAGAAAAAUGCAGAGGGCGCCAAGCUGGCGGCUACACCACGUCUUACGCCCAUCAAAUCGGGAGCCCCGGUGCCGGAGAAGCGCACACCUGGCAAGGCAGCGGGCGGUGAUUCGCUCUCCACGGUGCCGCUCUCAGUGAUUCGGCAGGCCAAGGUGCUGGACAUCGAUUACCUGCAACGCAAGGGCGAGACCAUUGGCGAUCUGGACGAUGUGGAUGAGUCGGAGUUGGACGACGCUGAGCUGCCGGACGACUUGCCGGAAGACAUGGAGGACGCCAUUGCACGAAUGGUCGAGGAGGAGGAACAGUUUAGCGCGGCGGUGGCUGCCCGCGAGCUACCUGGAGCAGAGGAAGUUUUGCGCACCACUCCCUCCAAGGCCAAGCAAUCUGCAAAGGCAACGACCGAGGCACCAGCUGCCCAUCCCGCUCCGAGUGCAUCUGGUUUGCAGGAGCCACACCGCAAGCGUCUGCCCAUGCCCACCAUGCAUCCGCCGCUGCUGCGCCAUCAGUUCCCGUCGCAUCCUCCCGCAUCCUUGCUGCCUCCUCACUCUGCUCAUGGAAUGCAUCCAAUGCUGCAGCGUCAUCUGUCGCAAGCGGUUCCCCCACCGCAGGCCAUGCAUCUGCUGCAAAACGCCCUCUCCGCUCCUCUUGGUCAACCUCUAAGCUGUGGUAAUUAUGGUGCAGGACCGGGAUCAUCUCAACACCUACCUCUGGUCAUGUCCAUGCCAUCGGCAGCGGCGGCAGCAGCUGCUCAUCUUAUGCAAUCGGCGGCCGCAGCGCCUGCAGUUCGUCCACCCGAGACAGCAGCGGGAAAUGCAGCGACGGAUUCAAAACCUAGAGGCAGACGGAAAAAGGUGACACCCCUGAGGGAUCAGUUGCAGAAGCAACAAACGGCGGCGGCUGUUACGGCGGCCACAUCCUCAUCAACACCGGGCACAGUCACUCCGGAAAAGGUCAAGGGACAGGCGGCGCUCUUUAAGCCGCACGAGGAUGCCGCUGCCGCCAGUCCUGCCACUUCGCAAGCCUCUGUGAUUACAAGGAUGCCGGCGCACCUGCCUCCGCCCCAUGGACGAAGUCAUGGACCACCGGUGCCUGGUGGAAUGUAUCCGAGCAGUGCGGAAUUGGCCCGAUUCUACAGCCAAGUAGCAGCUGGCCAGCAGCCUGGUUCCCGCUCACCUUCAGCGUCGUCGUCCGGACCUCCGAGACACCUGUUGCGGCCGCAGCUUCCGCCCGGUUUGCCACCACCCCACGCCUCCUUGCGACCUACCUAUGGACCACCACCGCCGCUACGGGGAUCUGUACCGCCCACAUCCACGGCCAGCGUGGCUACGCCCAAUUCAAGGCCACCUUACCUCCACGGAGCGGAACAUCUCGGUGGGCCAUCUGGUCCUCCGUUGGGAGGAGUUUUCAGUUCCGGGCCGCCACCAGCGAGACAUGCUUCACCUCACUUGAACCCGUACAGAGCACCUCCCAUUUAUGGCAAUCCCAACUACUCGCCCCGCAUUGGCGGACCUCCAGGACCGGGAGAUAUGCGCCCUGGAUCUGUUGACUACGCGGCUGGAGCACGUGGAUAUUCCCCAUAUGGCUACUAUCCGCCGCCCCCACCGCUGACCACGCCUUCUGCCCAUGCAACGCCCAGUUCGGUGAUUGUAAGUGCUCCGCCUGCAGGAACGCCCACGAAUCAUUCGGUCUCCACUCUGACGCAUGCGAAGACUCUGGCUCCAGGACCUUCGACCCAGUCGGCUGGUCCACCACCCGCCGCAGCACCGCCACCAGCAAUACCCAGCGAAGCCGCUGGCCAUAAGGCAGCAGUGACCACCUCUGUGAUAACCAGCAAAAAGCUGACCACUCUGGAGGCGUAUCCCAUCAGAAAAUCACCGAUUGCUGUAGUGGGCGACGUAACGGGUGCGGCAGAAUCAACAAAUUCACCGGCUGCCAUCGCAGAGGACGAUUCGGGAUCGGCCCAUGACACCAGAGCUCCGCCAUCCUCAACGGGAGCUGCUGCCGUGGGCGAGUUUAGUGGCUUGGUAAGCUACUUUAGCUCGCAACAGGAUGAUUAUGACACAUAACAAACGCCGCUAAGAAAACUUGUAUAUAUCAAUAUCUAGAGUUAAAAAUGAAAUUACAUAUUAGAAGUAGCAACCUUGGCAAUAAUUUAUCCUUAAAAGCAUUGUGUUUAAAUUAUAUUAU